This is a messenger RNA of Nipponia nippon (crested ibis), 741 nucleotides long. RefSeq names its product peroxisomal biogenesis factor 11 beta (gene PEX11B). The record is from RefSeq and is a predicted model, not a curated record. Gene Ontology annotation, biological process: peroxisome fission. NCBI's taxonomy places the organism in Eukaryota, Metazoa, Chordata, Aves, Pelecaniformes, Threskiornithidae. Gene Ontology annotation, cellular component: peroxisomal membrane.
AUGGAGACCUGGGUGCGCUUCAGCGCCCAGAGCCAGGCCAAGGAGCGGCUCUUCAGAGCUGCCCAAUACGCCUGUGCCCUGGCGGGGGACACGCUGCGGAGGAACGGGGCGAGCGCCGGGGUCCUGGCCAGCGUUCGGCAGCUGGAGGCUCACCUCAGCCUGGGCCGCAAGCUGCUGCGCCUGGGCAGCUCGGCCGAGGCGUUGGAGGCAGCGAAAAGGGCCAUCCACCUGUCGGACAUGGUGCUGCGGUUCUGCGUCACCCUCAGCCACCUCAACAGGGCCAUGUACUUCGCCUGCGACAACGUCCUCUGGGCGGGAAAAACGGGGCUCGUCCCCAGCGUGGAUCAGGAGAAGUGGAGCCAGCGGUCCUUCAGGUAUUACCUCUUUGCGCUCGUCGUGAACCUGAGCCGGGACGCCUACGAGAUCCGGAUCCUGAUGGAGCGCGAGGCGGGCGGGAAGCGAGCGAAAGGCAGUGAGAACGGGCGCCAGCUCCGGGCUGACAAUGGGCUCCAGCAGCUGGGGCUGAGGCUGCAGAUCCAGCUCCGGCUUCUGAUCCACGUCCUUCGGAACAACCCUCCUCUGCUGCUGGACGUGGUGAAAAACACCUGCGACCUUUUCAUCCCCCUGGACAAGCUGGGGCUGUACAAAACCAACCCGGGCUUUGUGGGGCUGUGCGGCCUCACCUCCUCCAUCCUCUCCAUCCUCACCAUCCUUCAUCCCUGGCUCAAACUGAAGCCUUAG